This is a messenger RNA of Myzus persicae (green peach aphid), 2102 nucleotides long. RefSeq names its product KRAB-A domain-containing protein 2-like. Gene Ontology annotation, molecular function: nucleic acid binding. Lineage: Eukaryota; Metazoa; Arthropoda; Insecta; Hemiptera; Aphididae. Gene Ontology annotation, biological process: DNA integration. The transcript is spliced from 4 exons. The record is from RefSeq and is a predicted model, not a curated record. Bases 402 to 2102 code for a protein of 566 amino acids.
AAAAGCCGAAAUCGGGCAAACCUCAGAAAUGCCCGGGCAAAACGCGAACUGCCCACAAUCCUUGGGCAAAAUGUCAUAUUUCGGCUUUUGACCGGGCAAACCUAGUUAUGACCAACCUCAUUUGGGCAAAACCGUAUACUGACUUUUAUCGUAAUGGCAAAACCGUAGUGUCUUAUAUACGUUCUAUAAUAUUAAAUAUAAAUAGUGAUUUUUGUCGUACGAAUUUAUUACGAUUAUAAAUGACCCCACGUAUCUUGUUAAUUUAUCGUUGUUAUCGUAUUUUAUCAACUCGUUACCUAUAUUAAAGGUACACAAAAUACACCUUAUCUAAAUGAUACAAUAUUGUACCGUAGUUACUGUAGUUCGUAUUUUUGUGAGCUUAUAUUAGUACGUCUUUAGCAAUGGCUAACGUAAUGUGUGUGUCUGAUUUUAAAACUAAAUUUGAAUUAAAACUUAAAGAAAUUACAAAAAGUGAAUGCAGUGCUCUAAUAAGCGAUACAAGAUAUGAUGAACUCAUAAAAGAGGUAGAACAAGCGAAGGUCAAUUCCAAGAAAACAACGAGCGAAUACAGGAGACUAAAUAGAUUUGACGUACUCACAAUCGGUGAGUCUAAAAAAUUAAUAGUUCCACCAAGUAAAACCAAUGGUGACAUUAUUUAUUUUGUAAAAUGCAAUGAAAUGUUCGAUAUAUUACACAUGGCUCAUAUAAAUUGUGGUCAUGGUGGUCGAAACCGAAUGGAGCAUUCAAUAAAACAAAAAUACAAAAAUAUUACCAGGGAUAUAAUUGUAUUAUAUUUACAGUUAUGUGAAAUAUGUAAUAAAAAACACGCUCAUCCCAAAAAAGGUUUAGUAAUAAAACCAAUUUUAUCUAAAACUUUUAAUUCUCGUGCACAAGUCGAUCUGAUAGAUAUGCAAAGUAAUAAAGAUGGUAAUUUUAAAUUUAUCUUGGUUUACCAAGACCAUUUUACUAAGUUUGUUUCUUUGCGACCUUUAAAAACAAAAACUGCAAGCGAGGUUGCAUACAAUCUUAUAGAUAUUUUUUGUAUAUUUGGAGCUCCGUGCAUACUACAAUCAGACAAUGGUAGAGAGUUUGUAAAUCAUAUUAUAAAUGAUUUAGUUCUAAUGUGGGAUGGCUUAAAAAUUUUAUACGGGAAGCCACGUCAUUCGCAAAGCCAGGGGAGUGUUGAGCGAGCUAACCAGGACAUCGAAAAAAUCAUUUAUGCUUGGAUGGAAGAAAAUCAGUCUAGAAAGUGGAGUGAAGGAUUGAGAUUUUGUCAAUUUGCCAAAAAUAAUGCUUAUCAUGCUGGCAUCAAACAACCUCCAUAUGAAGCUAUGUUUGGAAAAAAAGUUAGUCUUGGAUUAAAAAUGUCAUUUUUACCCAAUGAUAUAAUUAAUAAUGUAAAUGACGAAAAUGUCUUACUUCAAUUUGUAGAAAACGAAAAUGAAAAUGAAAUGGAUGUAUUAAAUGGAAAUGAAAAUGAGAUGGAGGCUACUGAUGGAUUAGUUGCGCAAGCAAAAAAAAUGAAAUUACUGAGUGAAAAUCUAUUUCCACCUCUAACAGUCGAAACGACAGUGAAAAUUCCAGUGCCUUGUGUUGAUAGAGGAAAAGUCGAUGCGAAUAAUGUGUUAGGUGUUAUAUUAAGUGUUACUGAUGAUGGAUUCUAUAAAAUAGGAACCAAAAAUGGAAUUUUGUCAUCACUUUAUGCCAGAAACCAAAUAUUUCAAUGCAAGGAACAAUUUAUUAGUAGCAAUGAUGUACCGAAUAUCGAAAUACCACUGAGGACUGCUAGUACUCAAAAUUCAUUAACUGGAGGACAAGGGUUAGGUUAUGUUGGUGACUUCCAUGAAGAAGACAUUGAAAGUCCAAAUAUUAGAAGAUCGCAUCCAGAGCACUCUUUCUACUCAGAUAUCUAUCCAAAAUAUUUUUGCUUGGUCAGACUCUUCGGUGGUACUAUCUUGGUUAACACACCACAUGUUUCCACUGAGAUGAACUCGGCAGAUUGUGCCUCCAGAGGUUUGGGGCCUUGUGAGCUAGCUCAGAAAGAUCUUUAUUGGAGAGAUCCUACUUUCCUCCAUCAGUUCGGCGAGAGUUGGUCGUCAUAA